UAGUAAUGUUUUCUUUUUUUCAGACGGCCAGUUUUCUGGGCAUAUGUAAUACAAAGCGGAAACAGUUAUCCAAGCUGGUAUUGCAGUAUUUUUUUUUCAGGGCACCUGCGUAUCUGAUUUGGCAUAAGUACUGAACAAAGAUUCUGUUCGAUGAAAUUAAAGUCUGCCAACAUGACUGCAAUCUGCCGUGUGACCACCCCUCCAAAUGGCCUCUGAUUAACCCUUUUUUUCGCAGCACAAAAAAGGCAAAAAAUUAAGCAAGGAAGAAGAACAUUACCUUACUUAACUCUAUCCCAUGAAAUACUUUUAGGUUGUGCAGACAGCGUAAAGCAAUGGAUACACUUCUCAACAUAAGCCUGUUUGUGUUGCUAGUGCCUUUUUCCUGUUUUCAUACGCGAGAUUACAUGGUAAGUUGUUUAAAAUAUUACUAAGUUAAUCUGUAAUAUGCAAAUGAAUCGCCCAUUACGUACUGACAAUGGGUCCCAAUGACAGUCGGCCCCAUUGUCUCCCACGCAGAUAUCGGUGUCACGACACUCGCGAGCGAGAAUAUUCUGGUGAAGACAGAAUGGCUUCCUGAAAGUUGACUGUUGCAAUGAAAAGUGUUAAAGAGUGUCUUUGACUGAGGAAAGGCAUGGAGAUGAAAGAAAUAGAAGACCAAAGCCUUAAACUACGGGCUAAUAUUCUUAACUUACAAAGUGAAAAGAAAAACUGAAACAAAUACAAACGAUUAAGGUUUUAUGGGCAUUUUCUUGCACCUUAACAAUUUUCUCUUUCUCUAAUUUGCUUACCGGGUAUAUCACUUAUCAGAUCUUCAUUCUAGUUUACGUUAACAAAAGGGACCGAAUUUUCUAGACGCCUCUUUAAUAAUGCCCCACGCAAAACACACGGAACUUCGAGAAUCUCUUUAAAUGAUUAAUUGUAAACGAAAGUGAUAUAAUGUCAUUGGCAUUUUUAAAACUCACUUUCACUUUCAAUAUCCGGCUUGUCGACUUUCGAUACGGGGUAAACCCCAACAGACCACGCAAUGAGAUCAAACAAUGAGAUCACUAUACGUCACUUCCUGUUUUCGGGUGAUUUGGCACACACAAAAAACAAGUCGCUAUAGAUACCAUAAAUUUUAGAGCUUGAAUAAACCACAGCCCGGCCAGACUUAUUAAUCUCUCACGGUAUUUUUCAUCCUUUUUUUGAAGCCGUCAAUCUUAGACUGCCAAAGACGUUUAGAUGUCAAGUCUACGGAAAACUUUUCUUAAUAUUUAGCAGACGCUUUGUGUUUGUGAAAUUAAAGGCAAACAGAUGUCGCAUUUAAAUCAGGCUCUCUUUCACAGUAACGCAAUAAUUUUUUUUGUGGGCGGAAGUGACUGUAGUGAGGGCUCCAACCUCACAGAAAAACCGAGUCCCUGUAGGGAAUGGGGGGUAAGGGAGGGCGUAUUUUUCUCCCCUUCUCCUCUCAUUUUCCCUGACCGAAGAAAACAGGUUGGGGCAGGGGGGCGAAGUUUGCCAUUAACUAGUAUAGGUUCAUACUGCUGUGGAACAUAUUUUAAUUUAAGGUUCAGCUAGGAGCCCUGGGCUCCUGGUUCAGCGACUCACAGCAAGGUUAGUACUGCAGCUCCCACGCUAUAUACAGGGGCACCCAAUGGAUCUGUUCCUCAAAAUAUCUGUUCUUCAUGCAAAUUUUUGCUGGCUGGGAGAUGUGGAAGAAAUAAUAGCCCUUGGAAGGAAAGUAUUGCUGGGAAAAAGAUAAUUCAGGGUGUCAGAGGGGAUUUGAAGUCUAGAAUAGCUGCUACGGGUUACUUGUAUGGGUUGCUUACCACUCAAGAUCUGAAUUGAGCCCUAUGAAACUUCCCAGUAAGUCAGGUUGCAGGUUGUAAGGUUGCUGGCUGGGAACUCUUCCAUCAGUCUUGCUGGGAGUGAGGAACAGAUAAUGUUUUUCCAGCAAUCUCCCAAAAUGCUUAAAAUAGUCUCAGAAAACUUUAUUCACGCUUUAUUGUUGUUUUUAGGUCUUUUUCUCAAAAUUUUCCGUUGGGUGCCCCUGUAUAUAAACACAGGCUUCAGCUCUUUACGAUUCUGAAGCGCGAUCAGAAAAUUUGAUCCUGGUAUAGGAAGGGGGAGAUGCAUUUGCAAGAAAGACUUUCGAGUUCCUUAUAUUUCAGUUCAGGAAUAGUCACGUAGCCUUUAGUUGUUUCGCUGGACAACGCUUCUCCCCAAAGGAAGCUCGUGAGGACCUGUGCGUGACGGGCAAAUAAGCUACUACAUGCAUAGGGGACUUCAAUCUUGGACAGAGUAAACGGAAUAUUAAGACCACACUAACCCGAAAUCAAAGGUGAUUGAUAAUAUGAGCGUUUUAGCCCUCGCGUGGCUUAAUGUUUGAUUCCGGUAAGGAUGGCGGUGGGAGAGAGCGGGGCGGGCUUGAUUUUCUAGUUUGUCGGUUCAUGAUUGUAGCUCAGGUGUUGGAAAUGAAAUUAACAGUGACAUAUAUAAACUGAGGAGGUAUCGCAUUUGUUCUGCUUUGCAAGUGUACGCGGCAGUUUUGCUAUCGUAUUUUUUUUUCUAUUGUAUUAUUUAACGAGUGGCCACGCUAUGGAGCAACCCUCACAGCUCAUAAGUAUACUACAGUCUCAGUCAAAAUUGUCGGGAGACUUUACUGUCUCCUCGCCCUCCCAAUGUUGGUGUUCAAGAUUUGGUGAGUUAAGCGCGAUAAACAACAUUCAGAGCGGGACCGGUAGAGCCUGGGCCAGAAGUAAAAAAAAGAGCUUUCGGAGGAAGUGUCCGAACUAUUUUUGUCUGAGACUGUAUAUGUAAUAAUAUUGCAUUUGUUCUCCAGGAAUUGAGUCUGUUCGUUUAUUUUAUUCGAACCAAUUAUUCGUCAGGUAUCUGCCCAAAAUGCACUACAAGGAAGGAGCUGCAGAUGGAACCAAAUUACGAUCCUGAAACCAAAAGAAACUGAAUGUUUCAAUUGCCCGGAGUGUCCCGCGGGUCAGGGCCUCGUCCCACAGUGCGGCUCACGUAUCACUGCUGACGUCAGUGUGGAGUGUGUUCAUUGUCAAAAAGGCGAGAGUUACUCGGACAAGCAUGAUAUAUCAUCAUGUAAGCCAUGCACAAUCUGUGACCCAAAUGAGGAAACCAUUAGUCCUUGCACCGCGACGAAAAAUGCAAAAUGCGGGAAAUGUAAUAGUGGGUGAGUAGCGAUAUUCUGAUAAUAUAAGAGUGAUUCAUGGUUGAGAUUUUUUACAAAGGGCUCGUUUUCAUGAGAACUGAGGAAUUACGUUCAUUUCGUUGAAUUAAUUUACAGCGGAAAAAUGCGCGACUUCCAGUGUGCGAAACUGAAUGAGUGCGAAUCAGAUUGUCAUUCCCAUGUCAUUUGUACUGAUAACCCUAUUUCCGCCAUUUUGAUUCCUUGGCGCCAGCUUUAGUAACGCCAAAUUUUUUUGGCUGCCAUUGCGUAUUUUACUAAAUAUACCUUAUUCUAAACGCACGUGGACAGGAGCUCCUUACGUGUACACAUUCUUUUGUCAAGAGAGGAUAGGAAAUUAACCGAUACAGAAGGCUUAUAUGGGGCUCGCAGAUAAGUCACUCCAACAUUAGGCUACUGGGAGUUUUUCUUGUCCUUUUCAAUGAGAGACACAGUCAGCUUUGGGACCGCGCUUACCUGGACACUAGUUUUGCAACUUUGAAAGGCGUUUACCUCAAUCCUAAAUCAAAUACUCGUCAAAUACAUCUAGAAGACCGCUUUGAUCAUGACAAGUGUUUCAUUCGAUCUUUGGUAUUUUACCGAAAACCUGUUCCUGUGUGUUCUUUUACACAUCCCUCAAUCACCAUUUUAUCAUAUUUGGCAAUUUAGUUCUUGCGAUAUGAAACAGCUAAGAAACCGUAGUUAAUGCGCAAAUGCAUCAGAUGACUGUGUCCCUUUAACACCUCAACACACUUAUUCAGACACAUUUUUAUGUUACCAUAUAGCUACUACCGAGCUAAAAGUGGCGACUGCCACCCAUGCUCCUGGUGUUGUGCCGAUAGCAAAGAAGGAGAUAAAGAACAACAAUGCAUUGAGCAGACCAACCUACCUGUCAAUCAAGUGUGUCGCUAUGACGUCAAUACCAUCAAGUGUGCACCCUCAAAAGAUAACUCCACUUCUCAUGAUCCUGCUACAUCCGCAGUACCAAAUCAAGCAGGCGCGGAAGACGACGUAGCCUAUGGUAUGGGAUCCAAGAAAGAAAGCAACAUCAUUUUAGUGAUUGCAAUUAGCGGCUUUGUGGCUUUGGGCAUCUGCAUUUUGAUUGGUCUACUGUACAUUUGUAACCGGAAGAACGAUCGUCCUUCUCAUCUGACAUGGGCAACAAUACUUUGUGUAAAUAGACAUCGUAAGUAUUUGUAUCAAUUCACAGUUUUUAUAGCUCUUUAAAUUGCUGCAAUAAUGAAUGUAUGAAUUUCAUAUAUUGGAACUGAGGAACGAAGAAAUUAAUGCAAAGAAAGUCGUCCCAGUUGCGGAAAGAGUGCCCUGACCAUAGGCGUACGGGCCGGAGGGGCGAGGGGGGCUGCAGCCCCCCCAAAUUUUGGGCAACUCAUAUUUUUUGGGCAGCGAGAGAAAAAUUGGGCAAAGCCAGUUUUUUAACACGUUUCCGUGUUUUUUAAAUCAUUAUUUUGAAGAGAUAAAUAUUGUCUAUUUUAACCUGAAGUUGGCGUAAUAAUCCAGUACUGUUACAUUCACACGAGGCAGUGGUUGCCUAGCACGUAAUGAGUUUCUGGUUAUAAGGGAAGGGUAUCAUGUGCUGUUUUUUUUUAUUGUUGGGCACUGUACUGCAAUGGGCUAUUUCCAGUCGUGAAUUGAUUAGAAUAAACUUCCGCCUAACUUUCUAGAAUCAUCUCCACUCGUAGAAUAGUGUAUGGCAGAUAGCAUCAGCAAUGGGUCUGAAAGUGAAGAAGUGGCUGACUAAUUCUCAGUUUGAAUUACGCGAAGAAUCGUAUUUUUUUUAACAAAAAAAAAAAAAAAAAUCUAUCGAGUGGUUUAAAGAUUUUUCACUAAUUUGUUAAAGUAGACCGAAAUGUUUACCAUACCGCUAACAAGAGCGCUAUGAUACAUACUAAAUACUCAAAUCCUUUUUUGGCCAGAGCUAUCUCCAUUAUCUUUUACCCACGUUUUUAAAAAGAUUGAAACUACUAUGAGGUGAAAUUGCAUGUCAAAAGCGCUUCGUUUUCUACAGAUAACGGCCAAACAUCAAGAUUUUCCUUUUUUACCGUAUUUCUAACGACAGAAACUUUAUCCCAAAAUAUCUCCGCAACGCUCUUACAGAUUCCGUUUUAACUUCACGAACAUCGAGGCGACUAUUGGAGGAAAAUGCUUCCGUGAACGAUUUUGAAAGAACAGUUCCCAGUGAGAAAUGUUGCUGCAAGUAUAAUAGGUACUGGCAUCAUUUGGUUGCUAUGACAACUCCGAUGUUAUUGCAACCCGGAUCACAACAAAUUUUCAUCUUUAUCUAAUGCGACUGUGGUAGCAAUUUUUCCAAAUGUUUGUUUAUGGUGUCGUAGUCUAUGCUAAAAAAAACUUCACAGGUAUUGACCCUGAAAAACUGUAUCGAGCCACUUUCAUAUGCUAGUACGACCUAUGUUGUUGCAUUGUAUGGCCCUCGUUUCUGUUCGACUGUUUUGUAAAAAUUUGGGCAACUUGCAAGAAUUUUUUGGGCAAAUAGUUUACCGCCCCCCCUGACAAAAAAUUGCCCGUACGCCCUUUGCGAUGCCGGUGCAGCCCUCAAACCAAUUGAGCUGACAAGCCAGCUGGUAAACUAAUGCUACGACUAAACUUAAAAAUGGCCGAGAUAGUUGUCAACAUUACUGUUUGCCAAAUGCCGGGAGGCAAGCAUUAUAAAUGAAUGAAAUUUGGGUUUUUUUUGUGUUGGUGACAGACCUGAGUUUCUUGACAGAGGGCGGGUUAGCUCCAAUGCGAGGAGAAGCAAAUGAACAUUUGAGAAAAGUUCAAUAUUAACAAUAUUUAAUAUUGGCACAACAAGAUAAUCCAAAGGAGUAAAACCAGCCAAUAAUUACUAAACGUUUACCGCGUAUCCACUCGAUCAAAAAGAUAUCACUAAUAUUGGCCCAACUGAUCGAGUCACCUUUGGGUAGAUGUACCGGAGGCCACUGGUUUGGUUUUUCUCGUGGCAUGGUUAACUGAAACCGUGGAAAGCUUACAUCGCAUUCUGCAAAUUCAAGAACCUCAGAAAGUGUGGAGUAAAUAAAGGUUACUAAUGAGUUAUUAUAUUUGUUGCUUUUACAGCAACCCAGGUUGUAUCUACCGACAAACCACCAUCACCAAUUGUAUUUGGAAGGAAGAAGUCCAGUACGGAACCACAAAUGGUCUAGUAUUAAUCACCAACCUGUGACUGAAUCAGGCAUCAAGAGCACCUUGCACUGGAAAAUAUUAUUCUAUUGUUUGUUGAUGUUUCGUGACAAGUUACCUUAUACGGCUGUACAUUUGUAACGCCGUUUAGUGAGAGGGGGAAUGAGUGUCGUUCUGUCAAUUGCCUGAACAUGCGCAUUAAGAUAAGUCAUUAAAAAGGACCUUUUUCUGAUAGGCCUCUGAAAAAAAAAAUCUAAAAACAUGUUAGAGAUCUAAGUGAUAACGUCCAAGUGUUCGUAAAUCCUUAAAACCUGUUUAAUUCUGCAGUCAAUAGAGAAAAGAAAUGUGACGUCACGCGGAAGUAGUGAAAUUAUGGGACUGGUUGGCAUAUCCGGAGGGAACAAGAUGUAAAAACCCCCCGUUGCCAAAAAUUAGCCAAUUUUGUGCAAACUGGUGGGGAGUAGCGUUAUGCAGACAGUUCACAGUCCCCUAUUUUUUCGCAUGAUCGUCAGGAUUCAGCGCUUACAGGUAUGGGUGGCCAUCUUGGUUUCAUAUGUACCGAGGGCAAUGGGUGUCGGGGUUUAAAGCGGUCCCGGCGACUUAAGCAGAAUUGACACUCCUUCAAGAUAGCGGUACGAAACCCGAAGCGCUCGAUGUCGACGAUUUUACGGAAAAUUGGGGACUGUGAACAGUCUAAGCGUUAUAUAAUCCAUACAAAUCUUUCCAAGAUUAGCGUUUAUGAUCCAGGGCUAUUUAGAAGGAUUUAUAUGUAGUCAGCGGCGCAUAACGAUGCUGAUAUCUCCCCAACAAAUUGCACUAACAGACCGAUUUUUUGCAAGGGAGCUUUUUACAUCUUGUUAUUUCUUAAUAUGCCAACCAACUCUAUAAUUUUACAAAUUUAGUUUUUGUGACGCCAUCAUUUCCUUCCUCUAUAGGCCAUGCCCGAUUUCCAAACAUCCUGCUUUUAAAAUUAGGCCAAGUGCUUAACUUAUGUCGAAACUAUUUCUAAAGCAAAGACUUCGCUCUAAGGCAACUUGGGAAUGGCCUGUUAAAAAUACGUUUAACUACCUUUAAGAAUGCGAAGUCUUCCUGGUGACAAGUUUUAAGAACUGUGCACGGGGGAUAUUGAUGAGGACGGAAGAGAGACAUCACAUUGAAAGUUAAGCUGAUAACAUUUUAGUCCUUUACCAUGUGGAAUAUGAACUAUUACAUUUUAAUUGCCGUUACCGUUGCUUAAUUCAUAAGGAGUGUAUCGCUAGAGUUUUUUCUAUGAAAUCUCUCAAUAUUUUUUCUUCUAAUGAUCCUGGCGUUCCUAAAGAACCAUCCUUUAUGCUUAAAAUUACACUCGCUUUACUUUUACAGUAGAAUUGUUAAGAUACUCGAUAUUAAUGCGAGGAUGUAACGCAUCCAGUAUGACUUUCCAAGGAAAUGGCAAGAACGGAUCACAAAAAAGGACUGGCAGAAAAGGUUGUAAUCAUUUAGCCAGGAAACGAAAACGUGAAUUUCAACUAAAAGGUCCAGAAAUGAAGACAUAUCAAACACGGGGGGCGGUGAAUAAAGGCAU
Molecule: messenger RNA, 7889 nt
Organism: Porites lobata
Lineage: Eukaryota; Metazoa; Cnidaria; Anthozoa; Scleractinia; Poritidae
Source: the annotation of a GenBank genome assembly